Molecule: messenger RNA, 1260 nt
Organism: Fraxinus pennsylvanica
Lineage: Eukaryota; Viridiplantae; Streptophyta; Magnoliopsida; Lamiales; Oleaceae
Source: the annotation of a GenBank genome assembly
AUGGGAUUGGGUGAUGCGGAUCUUCUGGAUGAUGGUGAUAGGGGUGGGGGCAAGGCAGAAUCGGCGGUUGUUUCGUGCUCAAUUUGCUUAGAAGGGGUGACUGAUAAUGUGGCUAGAUCCUAUGCCAAGCUUCAAUGCGGCCAUCAAUUUCACCUUGAUUGUAUAGGUUCGGCAUUUAACAUUAAGGGAGCAAUGCAGUGUCCCAACUGUCGAAAAAUUGAGAAAGGUCAAUGGCUUUAUGCCAAUGGUAGUCGUCCGUUGCCUGAAUUUAGCAUGGAUGACUGGGCCCAUGAUGAGGAUCUAUAUGAUCUAAGCUAUUAUGAAAUGUCAUUUGGAGUUCAUUGGUGUCCAUUCGCGGGAUUAACUCGGCUUCCUUCAUCUUUUGAUGAAGGAGAAUUUCCAUCAAGUGCAUAUCAUGAUCUUGGACAACAUGCUAUCUCUGCCGGACAUACAGCUUUAUCAUCUAUGGCACAUCCAUGUCCUUAUAUUGCGUACUUUGGACCAAUUCAUCCAUCUUCAACCUCUAGUGGAACUAUAUCGGAUGGAUCUAAUUUUAAUAAUCAGUGGAGUGCCCAAUCAGUUCCAGGUGAGAUACCCAGUUCUUAUGCUUUUCCCACCAGGGAUGUACAUUAUCGCAGUUUGGAGCACCACACCUCUCCGUUUGCUACAAGCAGCCACAUUGGGGGUGCAGAUCAAUCCUUGAUGCCAUCCAUGACUCAGAGAACAGCUAGGACAAGUUCUGAUAUCCCAGGACCUGGAUCCGCCAUGCACCCAUUAUUUGUUGGCCACAGUACCGCUAGCAGAACGCCCAGUUCUACCUCAUCAAUGGUUCCUCCUUACCCCGGUAGUGUGGCUCGGGCACGUGAUAGGGUUCAGGCUCUUCAUGGAUAUUUUCAGCAACCCAGUGGUAGCCCAGCUGCAAACGCACCUCUUAUACCUACCUCUCGAAGAUCCAACAGUCAUAGGGGUUUGGCGCAGAUCGCUCCUGUGGCUUCACCAUCGGAUCAAUCCGGUGGCUUUUACUAUUUCUCAUCAGGUUCAUCUGGAAGAACUUUCCAAGAAACGGAAAAUCCUGUUCCUAAUCGCUUUCAUUCUUGGGAUCGAGAACACUUGCCUUCCUUCUCAUUAGGCCAGGUCGAAAGAGAUCCCAUUUGGAGGCCAUUCCAUCCAGCAGCUGGUGGAUCUGAUACUGGAAUCAGAUCUGGAAGUUUCCGCCAGAGGCAUGGAUCUGAGAGGAUGCCAUCUCAAAAUCGGUCAUAG